AUGACCAAACAUAGUCGACUGUCCGCUCAUCAGCCGGGAGACGAUGAUUCGGACUCAGAUGCCUCAUUUCACAGCUUCAAGGACGACUCCGAACAACCGAUAGCAACAGACCCGAAACCACAGCCCAUCUUGCCGCAAGACGAACCGAAGCUCACCAAACCCGUUAUCGAGCGCUUCUCGCCGGAAGAGGAGGCCACACUUCUCGCCGAAUCUAACAGUCUGAAAGGCUCAGGGAACCAACUCUUCGGCAAAGGGAGCUACGAAAAUGCCAUCCAAACUUACGACAGAGCGCUUGCCUCAUGUCCGAACUAUCUCGACUUUGAGUUGGCAGUGCUACGUUCCAACAUAGCAGCAUGUCACAUAAAGUUGGAAGACUGGAAAGAAGCUGUAGAGAGUGCAGACAAGGGUGUCAACAAUCUUGACAACCUGGAGCCUCUGCCUCCGUUGCCCAAGCCCCGAGACCCUAGGAAAGACGGCAAGGAAGAUGAGAGCAAAGAUGAUGGGAUCGAGGAGGUUGAUGAUGAUGUCGAAGAACGAAUAGCCAACCUGCAGAAGAGUGGUCGAACGCUCGAUGAAGUGCGCAAGCUUCAGAUCAAACUCCUGCUUCGACGUGCAAAGGCGAAAACAGAACUGGCAGGGUGGGCGAACCUCCAAGCUGCAGACGAGGAUUACAGAAUUCUAUUGUCGCCCACAAUACAGCCUUGCCUUUCGCCCACGGACUUACGUUUUGUGAAGGAUGCAGUACGGGCACUUGCACCGAAACUGAACGAGGCGAAGGAGAAAGAAAUGGGUGAGAUGGUGGACAAGUUGAAAGGUUUGGGAAACAGUGUAUUGGGUAUGUUUGGCAUGAGCACGGACAACUUCCAGUUUGUGAAAGAUGAGAAGACUGGAGGUUACAGCAUGAACUUCCAGCAGAACCCAGGGAAGAAGUGA
Messenger RNA from Cercospora beticola, 933 nucleotides. RefSeq lists its product as uncharacterized. Gene Ontology annotation, molecular function: protein binding. The record is from RefSeq and is a predicted model, not a curated record. NCBI's taxonomy places the organism in Eukaryota, Fungi, Ascomycota, Dothideomycetes, Mycosphaerellales, Mycosphaerellaceae.